GUAGCGCGACGUGUCGUGGGACUUCGAGUUGGAUGCUCUACUGCCUCGUGCUCGGCGUCGGCGCUGCUCACGCAGACGAGCGCCUCCUCGUCGGCUUCGCCGCCGGCCCCUCCGGUGCUGUGCCAGGUUAUUGACAAAGUUUGUCCUGAAUUGCCUAUCAUGGUGAAAGGCUGGGUAUUCUCUACUCUGUUAGUGGUGUUUCUAGUGUUUGCUGCACCAUGCGGGGCAUUCUACUUGCCAGGUAGUUACAUGCACACAUAUCGGCAAAGCGAGGAAAUUGGGGCGAAGGUGAACUCCCUCACUUCCAUUGAGACAGAACUGCCCUUCAGCUACUACAGCCUCCCAUAUUGUCGUCCUAAAGAUGGCAUUAAGAAGAGUGCUGAAAACUUGGGGGAGCUUCUGAUGGGUGAUCAAAUUGAUAAUUCCCCAUACCGUUUCCGUGUAAAUAUCAAUGAAUCUCUGUAUCUGUGUACCACAAACCCACUUGAUGAGGCUGAUGUGAAGCUCCUCAAGCAGCGAAGCCGUGAUCUGUACCAGGUGAACAUGAUUCUUGACAAUCUUCCUGUGAGGAGGUUCACUGAGCAGAAUGGAAUGACCAUUCAAUGGACGGGAUAUCCAGUUGGUUAUAUUCCAGAAGGCACCAAUGAUGUCUAUAUCAUCAAUCACCUGAAAUUUAAGGUCUUGGUCCAUAAGUAUGAAGGAGGCAAAGUAAAGGUAGUUGGGACUGGGGAAGGAAUGGAAGUGAUCUCAGAGAUGGACAGUGAUGCCAACUCUGGCUUUGAGAUUGUGGGAUUUGAGGUGGUUCCAUGCAGUGUGAAGCGUGAUCCUGAAGCCAUGUCGAAGCUUAAGAUGUAUGAUAAAGUCGAUCCUGUGAACUGCCCUGUGGAGUUGGAGAAAUCUCAAUUGAUCAAGGAGAAAGAGCAGAUUACUUUUACAUAUGAGGUUGAAUUUGUAAACAGUGAUAUCAGAUGGCCAUCACGGUGGGAUGCCUACCUGAAGAUGGAGGGUUCGAAGAUUCACUGGUUCUCAAUCAUGAACUCAUUGAUGGUAAUUCUGUUCUUGGCUGGCAUUGUAUUUGUUAUAUUCUUGCGGACGGUGAGGAGGGACCUGACUAGGUAUGAAGAGUUGGAUAAAGAGGCCCAAGCUCAGAUGAAUGAGGAGCUCUCUGGUUGGAAGCUUGUCGUUGGAGAUGUCUUCAGAGAGCCAAUCUCAUCAAAGCUGCUCUGUGUCAUGAUCGGAGAUGGGGUUCAGAUUCUGGGCAUGGCAAUUGUCACCAUUUUCUUUGCUGCGUUUGGCUUCAUGUCUCCUGCAUCAAGAGGAAUGCUGUUGACAGGGAUGAUAGUCCUUUAUAUGUUACUUGGAAUUGUGGCUGGAUAUGCUGCCGUCAGGCUUUGGAGGACUUUAAAAGGAACAUCUGAGGGAUGGAGGUCUGUUUCCUGGUCAACCGCUUGUUUCUUCCCCGGCAUUGUCUUCAUUGUCCUCACCGUGUUAAACUUCAUGCUGUGGACAAGAAAUAGUACUGGAGCCCUUCCCAUCUCACUUUUCUUUGGUCUUUUGUCCUUAUGGUUCUGUGUCUCCGUGCCACUUACCCUUUUAGGUGGUUUCUUUGGCACAAGGGCUGAGCCAAUAGAAUUCCCUGUUCGAACAAAUCAGAUACCAAGAGAAAUCCCUGCAAAGAAGUACUCAUGGCUCUUCAUACUUGGUGCUGGAACUCUACCAUUUGGAACACUCUUCAUAGAGCUGUUCUUCAUUCUUUCUAGUAUUUGGCUAGGAAGGUUCUAUUAUGUGUUCGGAUUCCUCCUUGUUGUGCUCCUUUUGCUGGUUGUGGUCUGUGCUGAGGUAUCAGUUGUUCUUACCUACAUGCAUCUCUGUGCGGAGGAUUGGAGGUGGUGGUGGAAAGCUUUCUUUGCCUCCGGAACAGUGGCCCUUUAUGUUUUCCUUUACUCUAUCAACUACUUGGUGUUUGAUCUCAGAAGCUUGAGUGGGCCAGUUUCUGCUAUGCUCUACAUUGGAUACUCUUUCAUCGUCUCUUUUGCCAUUAUGCUAGCUACUGGUACCGUUGGGUUCCUAACAUCGUUCUCUUUUGUCCACUACCUUUUCUCAUCAGUCAAAAUUGAUUGAAGACCUUAUAUUGUGGAAUCUCCAAGGAUGUCUCUACUCAAAAUGACCUGCAAGCUCAAAUGGUUUGAUCAUUUCAUCUUGAGGCCUUUUGCAGACUUGUGCUGUUUGUAAUGUAGCUUAUCACUGAGACUAUUGUACCUGUUAUGAACAGUAUAUUUCAGCAUAUACGCUUUUAAGCUUGUUGCUCCCUUAUUUGCUA
This is a messenger RNA of Panicum hallii, 2320 nucleotides long. Its product is annotated as transmembrane 9 superfamily member 12-like. Bases 160 to 2121 code for a protein of 653 amino acids. Gene Ontology annotation, biological process: protein localization to membrane. The record is from RefSeq and is a predicted model, not a curated record. Lineage: Eukaryota; Viridiplantae; Streptophyta; Magnoliopsida; Poales; Poaceae. Gene Ontology annotation, cellular component: membrane. The transcript is spliced from 2 exons.